Messenger RNA from Serpula lacrymans var. lacrymans S7.9, 1068 nucleotides. RefSeq lists its product as uncharacterized. The record is from RefSeq and is a predicted model, not a curated record. Bases 1 to 1068 code for a protein of 355 amino acids. The transcript has a single exon. Lineage: Eukaryota; Fungi; Basidiomycota; Agaricomycetes; Boletales; Serpulaceae. Gene Ontology annotation, molecular function: zinc ion binding; nucleic acid binding.
AUGUUGUCGCAAAGUCAACCAACCAACGCCAAUGCUCUGUUGCACAGCAUGCGUGCACAAAUCUUGGUGUUAACCACGCAACUCACUGAGCUACAGGCACACCCUCCUGCAGCAACCCCCUCGGUGGAAAAGAAAUUCAACAAGAAAGUCAAAGUCGUCGCUGACCCUGGCGCCUUCAAUGGAGAAAGAGCGCAAUUCGCCGAAUGGUGGAUCAAACUCCAGAUUUGGGUCAAGGCAAAUUGGGAUGCAUUUGCCGAUGACUUUGAGGUAGCAACCGCAGUGCUGUCUCGACUAAAAGGACCUGUGGCGGGUCAAUACGCCCAAGUACGAAUGCAGGAGUGCUACACUGUGGGAGUGUGGCCUGUCUGGAAUGAUCUCAAAGUAGAGAUUAAAAAGUAUUUCAAACCACAAGCUGAGCAUGACUGGGCACGUCAGAAAAUCCGCUCCUUCAAACAAGGAAAUAUGAGGACGGAUGACUAUGUUACCCGGUUCCUGGCCCUCUCUAUCCAAGGGGGCUUAGGUAACGAACACGCAGUAGAGCUGCUGGAACGCAAUGUAAAUCCCCACCUUGCAGAACAGCUCUAUCUGCAGGAUAUGAGAAGUGACAACUUCUCCCAAGCAGCGGAGGAGGUUCAAAAAAUAGGUAGGGCCAUAGAGCUCUACAAGAUGCACCAAGGUGGCGGGACCACCACCAAAAACAACUAUUCCCAGAGGAGCCCUGGGUCAUCAAACCAAAAAUCACACCAUUCUCAUGGGUUCCAACCAUUUGGGUUCCAACCAGGGCGGGGUGCUCCCAUGGAUAUCGGCGCGGUCCAAGGUGGACAGAAGAGCAGAUUCACCUUUUUCAGCUGUGGACAGGAGGGGCACAUGGCCCAAGAUUGCAUAAACGGAGCGCGGGCCACUCAACAAAAAAAUAACCAAGGGCACCAGGCACACCAAUUAGAAGCCAAGAAACCGGAAGAUCAGCUUCAAACUCUAGCUGGUCGUUCAUACAACAAGAUCCGGGCUUUCUUCUAUGACCAACAGGUCAAUGAAAUGAAAGCUCAGGGAAAAGAGUUCGGAGCUUAG